GUGUCAGAGGGAUGGGCUCUGGUGCAUUAUUUAAAUACAGGGUCCUGAUGAAGGUAUAUGCAUUAAAGGGAAGAAGACUUCUCUAGGCAGUGGCGUGGAACUUAAAGAAGCAUUACUGCAAUAAGAAUUUUGACUGGAGUAAUAGACUGGAGUAAUACACAAGUCUGACAAUGGCCAAUCACAAAGCAGUAUUUCGAGGUGUGGAUCUGCAGUGCAAAGUGAAUAACCGUGCUCACCACACAGAAGAAAUCGGCACGGAGAGGCUGGUUGUGCGUCGAGGACAGCCCUUCUCUAUGCUCCUGCAUUGUACAGAUUCCCCUCCACUGCCUCCAAACCACCAGCUCACUCUGGUCCUCAACCUGGGUGCACGGGGAGAGGUGGUUGUGAGGGUGUCAGGUUCGAGAGCAGCUCAUGGUAAAUGGUGGUUCAGUCAGCAGGCUGCUCAAAGUGAGGUGUUGCUGAGGGUCCACAGCCCUGCCGAUGCCCCUGUGGGUCAGUACAGUGUUACUGUGCUCUUGCUCUCUUCUGAGGGACACAUCCUAGAGCAGAGCUCCCCUCAUUCCUUUUUCCUGCUCUUCAACCCCUGGUGUAAAGCUGACUCUGUGUAUUUGCCUGAUGAAGAGCUUCUACAAGAGUACAUCCUAAAUGAGAAUGGCAUCCUGUACCAGGGCUCAUGGGACCAAAUCUCGACUCUGCCCUGGAACUUUGGACAGUUUGAAAAAGGUGUGAUGAACAUCUGCUUUGAGGUACUGGAUAACUCUCCUGCUGCCUUGAAAAACUCUGAGAUGGAUAUCACUAAAAGAGCAGACCCUGUGUACGUUAGUAGGACAAUUACUGCAAUGGUAAAUGCAAAUGAUGACCGUGGAGUGAUAUUUGGGCGCUGGGAUGGUGAGUACAGCGAUGGUGUGUCCCCUACACGCUGGACUGGCAGUGUUCCCAUCCUGAGACGCUGGAGUGAGGGAGGAGCUCAGCGGGUGCGUUAUGGCCAGUGUUGGGUUUUCUCCGCUGUAGCCUGCACAGUUCUUCGCUGUUUGGGCAUUCCAACUCGAUGUGUCACAAAUUACAGCUCAGCCCAUGACACCGAUGGUAACAUCAAUGUGGAUUGCCUGUUUAAUGAACGGCUGGAGAGUGUAUCUGAGGGAAGGAAUGACAUGAUCUGGAAUUUCCAUUGUUGGGUGGAGUCCUGGAUGAGCAGAGAGGACCUCCCAAAAGAUUAUGAUGGAUGGCAAGUACUUGACCCAACCCCUCAGGAAAGGAGUGAUGGUGUAUACUGUUGUGGGCCAUGUCCGGUGAAGGCAGUGAGAGAAGGUGAGGUGGGGAUAAAAUAUGAUGCACCGUUUGUGUUCUCCGAGGUGAACGCAGACAUGGUCUACUGGAUUAUUCAUCCAAAUGGGGAAAGAACACGAGUGUCGGUGAACAGCACGACUGUAGGAAGAAAUAUCAGCACUAAAAGUGUGUAUGGAGACUACAGGGAAGACAUUACUGCUAACUACAAAUACCCUGAAGGUUCCAUAAUGGAGCGAAAGGUCUACGAAAAGGCAGGGAAACAAGUGGUAAGGAAAAAUGGACAGCAUGGCAAGCUUGAGCUGUCUAUCAAGCAUGCCCAGGCCAUUCAUGGAACAGACUUUGAUGUAAUUGUGGAGGUGCAUAAUGUUGGAGGAGAAGACACACCUGCUCAGCUUACGGUCACGUCUAAUGCUGUCACAUACAACAGUCUCCAUCUGGGAGAGUGUCAGAGGAAGACUGCCAAACUCACAGUGCCAGCACAGAAAGCUCAUAAAGAAGUGCUGAGGCUUCGGUAUGAUCAUUAUGGAGCAUGUGUAUCAGAGCAUCACCUGAUCAGAGUCAGAGCACUCCUCCAAGCUAGCAGCGAGCAAAAUGCCAUCAUGCAAGAGGUCAACAUCCCCUUAAAAAUGCCCAAGCUCCACAUAAAGAUGAUUGGAGAAGCAAUGGUAUCACGUAAGCUGACAGCACUCAUCUCCUUCACCAACCCACUGCCUAUCACUCUGACAAGAGGGGUGUUUACAGUGGAGGGGGCGGGGCUAACAGGAGCACAGGAGAUCCAGGCUCCUGGUAAUAUUGGACCUGGCCAGGAUGUUGUAGUGAAAUUCUCCUUUAAACCCACUCGAGCUGGCCUGAGGAAGCUGCUGGUUGACUUUGACGCAGAUAGACUGAGAGAUGUCAAGGGAGAAGCAACUAUAAUUGUUCAGAAGAAAAGAUAUGACAAUGCUUGAACAACUCAGACACACCGCUCAAUACAAUUCAACUGAUUAAGCUUUAGAAGAAGCUUGUAGUAAACAGCUUCAGAGUAAAUAGUAAACAGUAGCUACAAGAGAACAUACUGACUUCUCCUUAUUAUAAUAUCUGCAUUUUAUCAGUCUUUGUUUUAUCACUUAAGUAUACCUGUAGCUUUUAUAAUUUUUGCUAAAAACUAAAAUGAUAUUUGUUUUGGUAUAUAAAGCACAAGUAAUCUUUGGACAAUUCUUUGCCCUUUAGGAAUACAAAACUUUGAUUUAAUUUGCUUUUAAAUAAAAUAUUCACUUAUAGGGAAAGCUUGAAUUAAGUGAAUUAAUUAAAAAGCAAUAAGCAUUACAUAAUAUGUUGUUUAGAGAAAAAAUGUUUUGGAAUAUUUGUGUGUGUCUCUCUCUCUCUCUCUCUCUCUCUCUCACACACACACACACACACACACACACACACACAUUCUAGAGACAGAUCAGUAAAACCUGAGCAAUGACUGAUAAUACCCUGGACAACAUACAUUAUUUGAAAUUCUGUUUCAUUGCAUUCUGCAUGAAUCUCAAUAGUCCAUGAGCUCUGCUGCUUACUGCACAUCAACAAAUCAAGACUGAGCAGUGAAUAGUAAUCUUAUUGUUUCAUUGUGAUUUUGUGUGAAAUGUAUUAUAUCUUUUGUUUA
Pangasianodon hypophthalmus (striped catfish) is the source of this 2914-nucleotide messenger RNA. RefSeq names its product transglutaminase 2, like (gene tgm2l). The record is from RefSeq and is a predicted model, not a curated record. Bases 171 to 2234 code for a protein of 687 amino acids. Gene Ontology annotation, molecular function: protein-glutamine gamma-glutamyltransferase activity. Gene Ontology annotation, biological process: peptide cross-linking. NCBI's taxonomy places the organism in Eukaryota, Metazoa, Chordata, Actinopteri, Siluriformes, Pangasiidae. The transcript has 13 exons.